CGUCUGUGUUGUGCGUCUGCAGCGACCUGAAGACCAGGAUCGAGAAGGAGGGCACCAAGCGGGAGCUGCUGGGCUCCCAGAGCCGGCUGUCUGCGUCGCUGUGCCUGCGCUGCCUGCAGCCGUUCCGCUUCCUGGUGAACAGCCGGCGCCGCUGCCUCGACUGCAGCAUGUUCACCUGCAAGAGCUGCAGCCGCUUCAACAAGAAGGAGCGCGGCUGGGUGUGUGACAACUGCCGCAUGACCAGGGUGCUGAAGAUCGGCACCGUGGGCUGGUACCAUGACAACGUGAGAAACCGCUUCAAGCGCUUCGGCAGCGCCAAGGUGAUGAGGUCGCUGUACAAGAGGCUGAACGGAGACGGUAGCCGUGACGACGACACUCAGAGCAUGCCGGACGUCCGCAGCCACGGGUAUAACGGUACGGAGGACGACUACGGAGACACCGAGGUUCAGCGCUACAAAGUGAUGAGGAAGAGCAAGCGUCUCCUGUCGGUCCAUCCCCUGGACUUUGACCCCGAGGAUUAUUACCCAACCUCCAGACGUCCGUCCAUGCAG
This is a messenger RNA of Etheostoma cragini (Arkansas darter), 551 nucleotides long. Its product is annotated as melanophilin-like. Gene Ontology annotation, molecular function: myosin binding; actin binding. The record is from RefSeq and is a predicted model, not a curated record. The transcript is spliced from 5 exons. Gene Ontology annotation, cellular component: cortical actin cytoskeleton. NCBI's taxonomy places the organism in Eukaryota, Metazoa, Chordata, Actinopteri, Perciformes, Percidae. The annotation marks the transcript as partial.